Botrytis deweyae is the source of this 2295-nucleotide messenger RNA. RefSeq lists its product as uncharacterized. The record is from RefSeq and is a predicted model, not a curated record. The transcript has 2 exons. The coding region runs from base 1 to 2295 and encodes 764 amino acids. Lineage: Eukaryota; Fungi; Ascomycota; Leotiomycetes; Helotiales; Sclerotiniaceae.
AUGACACCGCGAUGUACAUACUGUGCCGAUCUUUCUCUAGCUCACCUAAUCGACCUCGCAAAGAUAGACUUCAAAGGUCAUGUCUUUCCGAAUCAACCGACGACGAAAGAUUUGAUGGGUCCGUUUGCUUGGACUUCGUCGCUGGCGAAUCCGGAUGAUUCACCAAAAGAAAAGAAGCCAAUGGCUUUUUAUCCACAUCACAAGUGUUUUCAAGAUCUUGUGAAGUCCGCAGAGAUGGGGUGUGAUUUGUGUGAAGUGAUGUUGACCUGUUUGAAGAAGCGCAUUCCAGGCGUGGAUGGAGAAAGCCAAGGAGAUAACUCGGACGAGAUUUACUGGACAGAUUUCAGCCGUCGUCGGGAGACUGAUAUCAAGAUCUCGAUUAAUAGUAGUCAUGUGUAUCCAGAUGCUACCCUUGAUGAAGUACAAAUGUUUGAUGCUAUCUCCGUUCAGGUUGGUAAUAUCGGAGAUUUCAGAUCUGACAUCAAGAAUCAUGGGCACUCUUUCGCGGUCCCUACGCAAAGUUUGACGCUUGUCACAAAACACGACUCUCCAAUUAAAUUGAAAGGUUUCCAGAUAGGAAGGGCCGAAAUCAAUCCUGAUCUUGGGUCUAAACUGAAUUUCGAUAUUACGAGGGCUUGGCUCAGAGAAUGCCUAGAGUGUCAUGAUUGUCACAAUACCAAUUUACCACAGCUUCCCACUCGCGUGAUUGAUGUUACGCCUAACCAGACAAGAAUCAUCCAUUCAAAUGGAAUCAUGGCCAACUAUAUUGCGUUGAGUCACUGUUGGGGUGGUCCGAUACCCACUUCAUCAACGACAGCAACACUACCACAAUACCAAAACGAGCUUCCCUUUCAAUUGUUGCCCGCGAAUUUUCGAGAUGCCAUAACUAUCACUAGAGAGCUAGGAGUUCAAUAUCUCUGGAUUGACUCUCUAUGUAUCAUCCAAGACUCUAAACAUGACUGGGAACAAGAAUCUCAGAAGAUGGGAACAGUGUAUCGAGAUGCAUUGGUCACAAUAUAUGCAAUGUCAUCAGAGGCCAGCACUGGAGGUAUCAUUCCAAGUCCUGCAUAUGAGCCAGUCGAAAAGCCAUCCACCAAUUUGACUUUUACUGAUAAUAAUGGAAUGGAGGUAACCGUCAGGGUGGAACCUGCAGAUAGUGAUGUUUAUGACGAAGACUUACAUCGUCUGGCAGAAUCUUCUCCGCUAAGUAGUAGAGGCUGGACAUUUCAAGAAUCCGUAUUAUCUCCUCGUCACAUCUACUACGGAAAAAAACAAAUAUACUGGGGAUGUACACAGGGAUUUCACGAUCUUAAAGGAAUGCCCCCUGGAUACAGAUUUCCGCAAGAAGAGCACAUAAAUCGUUUGUUACCAGUUCUUCAUUCCACCACACAGGACAACAAUAUGAUUACAGACAUGGAACGACUCAUACUUCUUCACAGUUUCCGUGAUAUCGUUUGGCAAUACUGUCAAAGAAAAUUGACAUACGAUACCGACAAACUCCCUGCAAUCUCAGGUUUAUCACGACUUCUUCAGCCAGCCAUUGGAGGAGAUUAUCUUGCCGGCUUGUGGAGUUGCGAUUUACUCGAUGAGCUUUGUUGGGUUCCUGAAAUGAAACUGGGAUGUUCUCACAUCAAGCCCUAUCGUGCGCCCUCAUGGUCAUGGGCCGUAACGAACGAUCGCGUCAAAUUUCAUCGGGGCACCAUCAUCGCACCUCAAGAUCGAAUUGCCGAGUUGAAAGUUAUAGACUAUCAUGUAAUCCCGAAAGUCGAGAACAAUCCUUACGGCGAGAUAGAAUCCGCGUAUCUAAUCAUUGAGGGUUUGACCCUUCCUGUUCUACGAGCAUGGCAAACGAGACAUCUGGGAAAAGAUGAUUAUGAUGGUUACUCGGGUACAUAUUGUUUUGAUGAUCCGGCCGGAAUUUCGCAUUUUGAAGCUUCGGAGUGGUCUCAGAAUUACGGGUGGCAACAGGCUUUUUGGAAAAUGGACGAGGAUGUAGGAGUGCAGAUAAUGACGGGUUGGGAGACUCAUACGCAUGGUAAACGAGUCAUUGAUAUUGAGGAGGAGAAAUGGAUGCAGGAAGCAUAUAUUGUUUUGCUUGUUGCGUCAACAAAUAGAGAUGAUGGGGAUGAGAGACCAUAUGCUGAGUGUUUGAUUUUGAAGAAAGUUGAUGGGGAUAAGGAUAAGGAUGGAGAUGACGAUACAAUAGAAGUUUAUGAAAGAGUAGGAAAUUAUGUGGUUCAUCAUGAACCGGAAUGGUUGGAAUCUUGGACUAUGAAAACUGUUAAAUUGAUUUGA